Molecule: messenger RNA, 1365 nt
Organism: Stereum hirsutum FP-91666 SS1
Lineage: Eukaryota; Fungi; Basidiomycota; Agaricomycetes; Russulales; Stereaceae
Exons: 4
Coding region: 1-1365 (454 amino acids)
Source: RefSeq, a predicted model, not a curated record
AUGUCCGAUACAUUCGAAUGGGCAUCCACCAAAGGGCUCACAACUCUCAGGCAUAUUAUGGAUACAAUUCUACCGUAUAAUGCAGAGGAAAAUCACGCUUAUGAGUCUGCCUGUGUCCUCGAUGGACGUGAUCAGUUAUGGAGCGUGGAAUCGGCCCAGCAGAUGUCGGACGAACGGAUUUUGACGACGAAGGACACUGGACUUGUUGAUAGCGGUAUCGAGUUCGAAUCGGAUGGAUGGCAGGGUAAAGGGACACUGGUAUGGGAAGGAGAUACAAACCUUGUUGGGGAAGUCAUGAUGGUCGUCGACAUCGAGGAUGUGGCAGAGGUGGGAGGUGCAGGGUACAGUAGUGACGACAAAGCGGAUUCGGCGGAAGAGCAGGAUGAUGGGGAUGAGAAGAUCACCGAAUGCGGCGGUGACGGUGACGAGAAUGACGAUACAGAGGAAGAGAGGGAACAGGAAGAGGAGGAGGAGGAGGACGAUAUGGAUGUGGACGACGUACCCAGCAAGGAAGGCAACACCGAACCCACGCUGAUACCGAAGAACCGUCGCCGAUCUCGCAGGAGCAAGGAGAAGGCCUGCAUUGCCUUCUUGCUGAUCAUCGCAGCCUGGGCACAAGACAAAUGCAUACAACGUCAGACCAACAUCGUGUUCAACGGGAUUGGAGCUGUGGGGACUCACCGAGACUGCGGUCGAUGCAGUGCCCAACCCAGCUCUGCAUCAGCCCAAGGACCCAUGGUGAUUGACAAGGUCCCGGACAAUACUUUCCAAUACCUACAACUCAACCAAAAGGACCGAAAAAAAGUCGCUCAGAAAAUUGCUGCCUGGGUGCGCGAAGUCCGUCUACAAAGCGCACGACAUGCCGACUUGCUCUGCAUUCGGAGUAGUCAGUUUCUUUCCGAGGCGUAUAUCGACGCAAGCACCAGUGAAUUUCACCUACUCACCUCGAAGUAUGACUUGAAGAGGCGACUUGUGGGAUGGAAUGGCAGGCGAACAAGGCGCACGGUGGCCACCGGUGCAGCCACAUCUGAGUCCAAACUACGCGCAAGAGAAUUCACGCUCCGCCCCAAAGGACCCACUCUCGUAAUUUCUCCGUCUCAACACUCUCUUCGCACCAUGCCAGCAGAUUUCACAGUCCAAUCCUCUGAGUGGCCCGUGAAAGGAGAAAGGGAAGUCGAGGCUUGGCUUCAGAGCGUUCGCAGCGACUGGAAGCAACUAAUGAAAGUCAGAACGGCAACCCAUGAGAACAUCGAGAAAAUCCUGGACGGCUUUAUCGACUACUACCUCAAACCCCUAUGUUAUUACUUGCUCGAGACAAGUCGGGCUAACUUAGACAUAUCUUUGAGACCGGAUGCAAAGGACUAG